AUGCACUUGCAGGUACACAGUGUAUUAAACUAUCUGAGCAACCAUGCUGGCUGCAAGGCUGGUGUGCCUGAGGGCGUUAUCAUGCCAGACUAUCCGCCCCACCAUUACUCAGGCUUCUCCAUCUUUGAGGAACUCCAAUAUAAAAGCAUACAGACUGUGGCAACCUAACCAGUGUUAUACCACCAGAGUAAGAACGGGUGUAAGGCGUCGAAAAAUUGGCCAGGAGAUGAAAGAAGCAGCAUUUGAGCCAUCUGCAGAAACAGCACUUAAAGCUGAUCGCCUGGGGAAAUUUAUUGUUGCUGGAGGAGCUGCUGUUGGUUUGGGGGCCCUCUGUUACUAUGGAAUGGGCAUGUCCAGUGAGAUUGGAGCUAUUGAAAGAGCUGUCAUUUGGCCACAAUAUGUGAAAGACAGAAUUCACUCUACUUACAUGUAUUUUGCGGGAAGCAUUGGCGUGACAGCGCUGUCUGCUGUAGCAGUGAGCAGAUCUCCAGCACUCAUGAGCCUUAUGACAAGAGGCUCCUGGCUGGCAAUAGGUGCAACUUUUGCAGCUAUGAUUGGUGCUGGAAUGGUGGUCAGGUUCAUAUCCUAUGAAGAUAGUCCAGGAGCUAAGCAUUUGGCUUGGAUGAUGCAUUCAGGUGUCAUGGGUGCAGUGGUGGCUCCUCUGACCUUCUUGGGUGGUCCUUUGCUGAUCAGAGCUGCCUGGUAUACAGCUGGAAUCGUUGGAGGGCUCUCAACUGUGGCCAUGUGUGCUCCGAGUGAAAAAUUCCUGAACAUGGGAGGACCACUUGGAAUAGGCUUGGGCUUUGUUCUUGCCUCUUCAAUUGGAUCCAUGUUCUUGCCUCCUACUUCUGCUCUUGGUGCUGGCUUGUAUUCAGUAGCUGUUUAUGGUGGAUUGGUACUCUUUGGCAUGUUCCUGCUCUACGAUACGCAGCAUGUUAUCAAGCGUGCAGAAACUGUUCCGUAUUAUGGACCAAUAAAAUAUGACCCGAUCAAUGCGUGCAUGAGUAUCUACACAGAUACACUGAACAUCUUCAUUCGGGUGGCCACCAUGCUUGCGGGUGGUGGAAGUGGCAGGAAAACGUAAACUGAGACUCCUCUUUGCAGCUGUCUGACAGCCUCUCUAGUGCAUAUAGUAAAUAAAAAUUCAUGGUUACAAGCAAUUUCACUGCAAGUCAGAAGUUUAAAUCACUUCAGCACAUUGUUUCAGUGCAAUUCAGAUUCAGACUUAAAAGUUUCUAUUCAAAUACUUUCCAGCUCUGUGUUUAAAAUAGUAUGAACUGCUUCUAAUUGUAAAUUAUUUUGAGAAAGUAAAUUAUUUUUAAUAU
This is a messenger RNA of Mesitornis unicolor (brown roatelo), 1325 nucleotides long. It is a transcript of the gene GHITM, whose product is annotated as growth hormone inducible transmembrane protein. NCBI's taxonomy places the organism in Eukaryota, Metazoa, Chordata, Aves, Mesitornithiformes, Mesitornithidae. The transcript is spliced from 8 exons. Gene Ontology annotation, cellular component: mitochondrial inner membrane. Bases 44 to 1084 code for a protein of 346 amino acids. The record is from RefSeq and is a predicted model, not a curated record.